UGUAGAUAGCUCGUUCGCUGUGAUCAUCGUGUCGCAAUCGAAAAAAGGCAGAACCUUGAACGAAGAACGCGUUCGAAGGUGCAGUUUGGCGUGUGCAUGUUCUUAUCGCACCUUCACCCUUCGUGUCUCGUGAGCGUUGAGGCGGAAAACGUGACGUGUUUUGCCCACGUACAUACUGCGGGACCCAUCGCAAGCGCGGCGCAAGGCUAGUGUUGGAAUGCAAGGCUCCAGUACAGGUGCUUUCGUCACUGAUGCAACAGCGCUCCGUGUUCGGGGAGUUUGUGUAUCCGUGUGUGUGUCAGCAGUUUAAUCGAACCAUCGUCAUCGGGCAAGUUCCUCCACAGUAGACGGAGUCGGAGAAUUGCCUUCAUCCGGGUAGGCAAAGUCCAACAGCGCAGUGAACCUUUAAAAAAUAAUAACGGGAAUGACUGAUGGAAUGACUCCCCAAGCUGCCGCCGCCACCAUCGUCGUACCGUCGUAGAGCAACACGAUAAUGAUAAGCCGCAGUGCGGACCGAGCCAGAAAUUGUAUUUGCUUUCAGUCGUGUGCCAGCCGCGUGUAGGGACAGAUUACGCGCUAGUCAUCCAUCCAUCGUCAUCCACACCAAACAGAAUGGAGCAACAGCAGGAAGCAGAUUUUUCGAUUCCGCUGACUAGGGGAGACUCCGCCGCAACAGAGGAGCAACAGAGCUUGAUGCUUUUCGACACGCUGAUCGAUCUGUGCCGCAACAAUAUCAGCUUCUUCGAGUGUGAUGAAACGGAAACCGGUUUGCGGCUGCAUGGCGCUUUUGUUGGAUUAAUCGAUCACAUCGAGAUGGCCAAACCGCUCGUCCGAACGGUGCAGAGCUUCAUGCACGAGUAUGAUUUCGAUCCCACCGUACCGGGCAAUGGGUUCCGCAGCUUCCUGUCCGUCGUCGAGUGUUGCGUGAAGACGGCCCUUAAACUGGCACGUUAUGUGAUGGAAAAUCGUAGCACGAUCCUGUUCCGCAAGGCACUGUACGUGAAGGAGGUCGAAGCGUACAACCAUCUGAUGGCCAGUCUCUGCACCUGUCUGCAGCACGCGCAAACCCUGCGCGAAUGGACCCGCGAAUCGGGCGAUCUGUUCCCGGACGAAUCGCACUCGGUGGAGGAACUGUUUGCCCACGGGGGCAUCAUCAAUCAGUACUGCUUCUACGGGCGCUGUCUUGGGUUUCAGUUCUGCGAUUCGAUUAAACCGCUGCUGAAGUUCAUAUCGAUCGGAAUGGCCGGAUUUUCCGAGGGUUACUACUCGGAGGGUGGUCGAAUAUCGAAAGCCACCAGCUUGAUGUACACGAGCACCAAGUACAUGCUCGAUCCGGAACUGCGCGCUCGGAGAAUCGUGAACAUUUCCCAAAACUCAAACGUUGACUUCUGCAAGGCGUUUUGGUUUUUGGCCGAAUCGGAGAUGAUGCACUCGCUGCCAUCGUUCGUGGGCUUUAAGGUGAAGGUUAACAGGGUAAUAACGAUCCCACCGGAACCGAUACAGCUGAAACUGAGCUCCGGCAGAACGGAGCAACGAAACGGAUCGCCUUCGAGCGAAAAGGCGGACAUCUUUGUGGACAUCCCCAUUCCGAAGAGUCACGGCGGGGCGGCAUCGAUCAAGGCACGGCUUAUAUCGGCCGUCAAGCGAAAGGGCAUGAUCGGCGAGCGAAGUAACUCACAGCGCAGCACCAUCUACCCGGCCUCCCGUGGGCUGCUGUUCCACUGUCACGGUGGUGGCUUUGUGGCACAGAGCUCCAAAUCUCACGAAUCGUACCUGCGCGAAUGGGCCGUCACACUGAACGUACCCAUCCUGUCGAUCGAUUACAGUCUAGCACCGGAGGCUCCGUUCCCGCGCGCACUGGAGGAAGUGUUUUACGCGUACUGUUGGGCGUUGCGUAACUGCGAGCUACUGGGCACGACCGGUGAACGGAUUAUACUGGCCGGAGAUUCAGCCGGCGCCAACCUUAAUCUGGGCUGUGCGAUGAAAGCGAUCGAGCUUGGCAUUCGGCGUCCGGAUGGAAUCUUUAUCGCGUACUGUCCGGUACUGAUCAGCUUCGUACCGAGCCCGGCGCGGAUGCUUUGCCUGAUGGAUCCAUUGCUUCCGUUCGGGUUUAUGAUGCGCUGUCUGAAAGCAUACGCCUGUCCGAGCUUGGAAGUGUUGGAGGAAAACCGGAAGCGUCACGAACAGCGGCAAGCGAUCAUAAAUGCUGGACAGCAAUUGCGCAACAAUAACGUGCCUGUAAUGGUGCCAACCGGUAGCGACAGGAAGGACGAGCAGGAUAAAACACCAGACCGGUCCGAUUCUGGGGAUGAUAAUUCGAUGUGGGAACAGCUAAACAGUGCCAACACUGUACAGCUUCAGAAUCAACAUCUUAGCCCCGUAAGCGAUACGGCUAGCGAUACGCUAGCGCUGAAAAGUCAAUCCCUGGGAAAUACUAUCGACAUCAUCAGUCCUGACGAGAGCAACACCAUCACAUCGCUGGAGGAAGACUCGCAGCCCAUCACGCUGCAGCAGGUCAAUUUGAACACGGAACGGAGCAAUGUGACCGUGGUGGAUGAUUUAGACAUGGAUAUGCCGAGCGACAUUAGCUCGGAGCAAAACACAAACCAAAACGUGUCGAACUUCAUCAAUAGCUACGUCCUCGACACGACCACCAAUGCCGCCGGAGAGCUGGAACCGAUCCUGCGUCCCGUGUCUCGUUCGCAAUCGGAAGAAAACAUCGUGCUGGAUAUUGGUAGGGAAGCGCUUAGCGUACAGAAUCUACAGGAACGUGUGACCACGGCAGCUAGUAACUUUGUGAGCAAGAUGUCAAACACGUUGACCAGCAUAACAGCCUCGAAGCCGAUCGCUGCCAGUGGCUCACAGAACGAACUGCAGUCGAAUCUAGAUGCGUUGAUCGCUCGCAGCCCGUCCGAUGAGUUCAUCUUUCACGUUCCAAAGGAUUCCCACCUAUCGCCGUACUGGGCUACCGAUGAAGUGUUGAGUCAAUUUCCACCAACAAAGAUUUUAACUGUCGUUCUGGAUCCCUGUCUGGAUGACUGUGUGAUGUUUGCCAAAAGACUGAAGAGCUUAAACCGAUCCGUUUCGCUUGAUAUUCUACCCGGGUUGCCGCAUGGCUUCUUGAAUUUCGCCACUAUCUCCAAAGAAGCACACGAAGGUUCGAAGCAGUGCGUGCAACGCAUUGCCGAGCUGCUGGAAAUACCGACCACGCUAGACGAUCCGGGCACGAAGCAGGGUUGCUGUUAGCGUAAAUGUUGGUAACGCCGCUGCUGUUAAGAAAACAUGUUUGUUUUUGGCAGUGGCUAACGAUAUUGUGUGUUGACUGAUAACAUUCUGCUCAGCCAAAUUUGGAACAAACCAAACAAAAAAAACCAAAAUUCACAGCUCAAGAAGAGGCUCGAGAUAUUAUCGGAAGUAAAUGCGGCAGAAAUGCCCAAAUCGUCCAGUCAGUAGCCAUCGGAAAACGAGUGGACCCAAAACGUAACUGUGAAGAAAUACCAAGUUAAUCUACACAUGAACAAACUAUUAGCCGUUAAAAACAGCGUCCUUUUUGAAGCUUUUUUGUAGCGAAAAAGCAAACCGAUUGGCCUUUUUGUCCCACGUUGCAUUGUGUUUUACUGCGAUGCGCGGCUAUUAUUAGUGCACCUUUUUGCAUACUCAGCACCAGGCAGAACCGCCGAUACUGAACCACUUUAAACCCAAACAGAGGCCGUCUUAACCGCGCUGAAUUUAUUGUCUGCCUUGUCUUUGCGCUUUAAGAAAAUUUUGCCCGAUAUUUCGUACAAAACAAAAACGCAUUUGCCAUCUAUUUGCCGCUUACUACAUUGAUGCGUACGAUUGAUAUUAUACAGUUGUUUUGUACCUAUAACAUCACACGGUUGUACAAGGGCAUACGUUUAAAGAACCAAAAAGAACCACCGAUCCCGGUGCUUGGGUAGGUUUAAGAUCAAAUCUGUUCGGUAUUGCGUUAAGAAUCUCAUUUUCGUCAUUACUACACUAUUGUACUCUCCGUAUGCAUGCUGAUGUGCAUCAUGAACAAACAUUGAACGAUCGGUUGAUCAUAAUUAUUGUAACAAAAGCAAAGAAAUAGCCCCCAAAACAAAGUAACUUAGUGUGUUAGGAUAGAGCAUAAGCAUAAACCAGUACGCAAACACCCGUGUGUGCGAAAACUCACCCGUUAUCUUGUUGUUACCAAGUUGCAAAAGUUAGUAAUCGAAUAGUACAGUAUUGCAAGACAGAAUCCGCAAGAACCGAAAACACAGUCAAUCAUCAUAUCCAUCAUAUUCGUUUCGUUUCUUCUUACGCGAUCAUGAGAUGGCGAUAGGUUUUGUUGCAAAGACUGGAUUUUUCCGUGUUACCCCGUACCUUGCGUAUAUGAAUGGAAAUUCACAUUAAACAAUCACUAUUUUGCUCGUAUUAAGAUAAGGAAGCGGAAAGUCGUUCAGUUCCCCUGUGUGAGCAUUCUACGCGCGCAAUCACACAACACGCGAAGAUCGUCAAGCUGUAGGCGAAGAAUUCUAGUGCGACCGUACGGAAAGCGAUGUGUUACUAUUAAUCUACUUCUUAUAAAAAUAAUCUUUUUUCUUCUACGAACAUGAUGUGUGUAUUUCAAACAUUUUCAAUUUUAUACCAUUUCUCGGGAGUAGGAGGAUAACACAGCAACACAACUGUUAUAACAAAGGCGCAAAUGUCUCAAUUUAAACGGAUUGUAUGGAAAAGGUACCUACAUUUUGUGCGAAAUAUAUAUAUUUAAUGUAUUUUCUUAACGGCAAAUCAAGGAAUGGUUAAUGCACAUUGAUUUGUGACGGGAAAGGAUCCGGUCAGCUGGUUCAGGAUUAUAUCACCGAGUAUUGUUCGAAUGAACCAGGGGAGCGUAA
Messenger RNA from Anopheles moucheti, 4877 nucleotides. RefSeq names its product hormone-sensitive lipase (gene Hsl). Gene Ontology annotation, molecular function: triacylglycerol lipase activity; sterol ester esterase activity. The record is from RefSeq and is a predicted model, not a curated record. Gene Ontology annotation, biological process: cholesterol metabolic process; triglyceride catabolic process. The transcript has 6 exons. Gene Ontology annotation, cellular component: cytosol. Bases 613 to 3246 code for a protein of 877 amino acids. Lineage: Eukaryota; Metazoa; Arthropoda; Insecta; Diptera; Culicidae.